Molecule: messenger RNA, 912 nt
Organism: Durusdinium trenchii
Lineage: Eukaryota; Dinophyceae; Suessiales; Symbiodiniaceae
Source: the annotation of a GenBank genome assembly
AUGAGGAGUUGGGGGUUCCCUUUGAGGAUUUUGGGAGAGAGGCCGCAGUGGCUCUCGACUGUGGGAUCCCUUCCUGCAUUUGACACUGCGUCCCCUCUCCUGAAAAUCCCAUUCGAUGACACGGACACGGCGGGCUUCUUUCGGUGGGACUUGUUCCACAACUUCCACUUGGGGCUGGGGAAGACGUUCGUUGCAUCGGCUGUAUGUUGUGUCUUGGAGCUCUUGAACCCAUUGAGUCUUGAAGCUGCAUUCAAAGCGCUGACAGAAGACUUUGCAGCAUAUUGCCAAUGGAAGAGACAAUCUCCGUAUCACAAGAAGUUGACUUCAAAGUUCUUUGGUGUUGAGGCCUCUUUCCAAGACUGGCCGGACGCUGGGUGGAGUAAGGGCGACUUCACUCGGCUCAUGUGUCAGUGGUUUGAGGACUACUGCUCCAGGGAAGUUGUUGGGCACACUGAGGACCCGUUGUACUUGAAGUGUGCGGAAGCGGUAUGCGAUGCAAAUUACUUCCUCUCUUCUCUGUACCAUCAGGGCCUGUUCUUGCGGGCUCCAAAGGCUGCUGACAUUGCCCAACGAGGAUUGAAGUUUCUUCGGGAAUAUACGGUGCUGGCACAGAUGAGCUUCAGGAGGAAUCAAAAGCGUUUUGCAUUGAUUCCGAAGGGCCACUAUUUACACCAUCAGCUGCUAGAUCUUUUGCACCAGAGCCGCAGGUGCGACUGGUGCCCGAACUUGCUGUUGUAUGGUUGCCAGCUGGAAGAGGAUUAUGUGGGGAGACCCUCCCGGCUGAGCCGGAGGGUCUCCCCAAAAACCGUGCCGCUAAGGGUUUUACAAAGGAGCUUCCUUGCAAUUAGAAGUGCGUUGGGGGAUGAAGCCGAUGAUGCUUCACAAGAUGUUCCAACGAAAGGAUCUGCUUAA